CACGAGACGACGACGACGACGACACGAGACGGGCCGCUCGCUCCUCUCGGUCGGCUCGGUCGUAGCGGAGCGAAGCGGAAAGCGCAAAGCCCACACCACACCACACACCACCAGGCUUACUCGCACGCUCGCUCGCAAUAACUCUAAAUUCGAGGCAAGAUGGCGGCCGCGGCGGCGGAGGCCCCGUCCGCGCACCUCGCGCUCGCCACGGGCAACAAGAUCCUCGUGACCGUCGAAUCCGCGCUGCCCGACAUCCUCGUGGUAUCUUUCGUCCAUGGCGCCAAGUGCUUCCAAGGUGCGCUCCUCGACGCCGCUAAGAGGGGCCUUCCCUGCGGUGUUCAGCCGCCGGAGCCGGUGCCGGACCCCGAUGGCGACAAACUGGCGACGAUCGCGGCGCGUUUCAGCUAUUUCCAAGAGAAGAGAAACGCGUCUUCGUCAUCGGCGGCCGCCGUCGUUGCCAAGGUCGAUCUCCGCAGGAGCAUCAAUCCGCCCGCUAGAUACAAGAACGCGAGGCCUACGGUGAGACUGAGACCCCGCCAGGUGCUUUGCAGCAAGUGCCGGUCGAUCUGCAACGAGAACAGCGAGAAUGUCGACGUCAGCAGGAAGCGAAAGCACGAGGACGCGCAGCAGCAACAGCAAUCGCAGCAGCUGAUCCCAGGGUCCACGAGAAGAAGCGACCGACGUUGCGGUCAGCAACCGCAGAAGACUCAGCGAACACUGCUGUCGGAAUGCCGGGCGGAAAGCACGGUCUCCAAUCAAGCGACGACGAAGACAAGUUCGAGUACCGACUCAUCGAAGCUGGGAGCGUCGCUGAUCCCAAAACUGUCGAGAUUGCAGCCCAACGAGAUCAGCAACGCGACCCAGGGGUCCGGUCAAUUAUCUGACAAAGUAAAGGUCGCAGCAAGCGCACAAUCUUCACAUUGGCCUGUUAGAAGCGAAGAGGAGGCGUCGUCCUUGAACAUGCUGGCGUCGUCGCAGGAACGGGUGGAGUCCACCGCCGACUGUGACAAUAAUCCAUCGAUGGCUUAUUGUGCCACGCCAAGAAGACUCAGCAGUUCGUCGGUGGAGAGCGCGAAGGUUCCCGAAGAGGAGGACAAGAAGACCUUCGCGGCCGCGGAUUCGACGAUGAGACUGAGAACCGGCAGAGUGCCGAGAAAGAAGCGCUCGGUGGGCUCGAUGGAGGAUCUCUGGGACGAAUCGGUGUUCGAAGAUCCUACGAGAACUGCCAGAACCACGCCGGUGAUUAAGAUCUCGUUUGGUGCGCAGGGCGAAGGGACUGUUCUCAAGAUACCCGCGAAACCUCAGGAUCCUGACGCGUACGAGCAAGAGACGGAUGACGCCGAUGACGCUCAGCAAGAGAGAGAUCCUCUGGAGCUGCCCAGAUCCUUCGGCGACAAUUACGAGGGCGAGGAGGACGGGCAGGAACAGGUAGAUCCUCAGAAGCAGGGCGGCGUGGUGAAAGACGCCAGUGCAAAGGCGGCAAAACGGGCUCUAAAAAAGGCCAAGAAAGAGGCUAGGAGAAAGAUGCUGGGCGGAGUAUCACCAGCGAGAUCUCCUUGCAACGGAUCGCCGAGAUACAACCCCACGUAUGAUCCACUCUCAUAUCACCGCCGGAAACACAAGGUAAAGCAUAAAAAGAAGCACAAGGAGGGCAGGAAGCACAAGAAUCAGCAACAGCAGCAACAACCGGAUCAGCCACAGUCUGAACAAUCCUGUUUGGAUUCCACGGGACAACCGCAGCAGCAGCAACAGCAGCAGGAACAACAGCAGCAGGAGGAGGAGCAGCAUCAACAGAAUUGGAAUGUCUUACCGGGCGGCGGUGAGUCCUACAGAGCUAUCAAGGAGCAGUGCCUGAAACAGAAGUUGUCGAUAUCCCUCAAGAGGUUGAACACGAAUGCGUACGCGCGUUGUGAUUAUCCUGUGAGUAACGCGUCCUCCGGUUGUAAGAGUUCGGGCGGUAGCAGCGACGAGUUGAGCGAACAUGAGCCGGAAGUAGAGACCGCGCCAGAUUUUCCACCCCAUCAGUCGCACCCACUGGUCAUGCGUCUAGCUGCCACCCCCGUGGCGCACUGUCUUACCACCAACGGUAAGCGGAUGGACGUGGGCGACGUCGUAUGGGGCAAAAUCCAUGGCUUUCCCUGGUGGCCUGGCAAGGUCUUAAGUAUCACGGUAUCUUGCAAGGAAGACGGUACCUCGUCGGGUCCUCAAGCUCACGUAGCUUGGUACGGAUCGUCAACAAGUUCACUGAUGUCCUGUGAUCAAUUAAGUCCCUUUCUGGAAACCUUUAAGACGCGAUAUAACAAGAAAAAGCGCGGCCCGUACAAGGAGGCGAUACGGCAGGCCCAAAACGAGGCUCGAAGUCAAAGUACGCCUAACUCAACUAGCAGCGUGUUGAACGUCUGCGGUUCGCCCCGCGAAGUCAACGUCCUUUCCUAAGGAAAGUUCUCCGGCAACCAUUCCUUACUAACGAGCAUCCGUCAGCGUGAUAAUUGAAGCGUUCGCGGCAAGAGAGAGAGAGAGAGAGAGAGCCGAUCGGUAAUUAAUAACACCUUCAAACUUGUUCAACAUUUCUCAUCGACUUCUCCUAAAACGUUUUCUUCACGUUUUCUACAGUCGCAACAAGUUUAAGUGGAUCUUAAAAGAUUUUGAGACCUUUUAAUUGCUUUUCUUUGGAUCUUAACUCCGCGAUCGUUUCAAACUUGAAGUAGAUUUCGUAUCUUUGGAUUUUCCAGUACUGAUUUCGUACGCUUCUUUAUCAUGAUAAUUAUUGCUGCUAAUCCCGCUAAUGACUGAAGGCCGAAGAUAACUCUUACGUCAUGUGAGCAUGUUAACACUGACUUUUUGCGAGCGCUUGGAUUAACGACGGAUCGGAAUUAUGUAAUAUGUGAAAUUUUGUACAUACUCAUUAGCGCUAAUGAAAUAGUUACUGAUCGAUGUUUUGUCAGCCAUCUGUCUCGCUAUCAAUCGCUUAGAGCCAGUCGCGCCGGCAUAAAUUAACUAACCGACAUCUGUACACUGAUAUUUUUUCUACAGUUCUAAAAUUGCUAAAAAAAAUUACAACUUGUACCAAUGCUAAAAUAAUUUUUUUUUUAAUUUUUUAUUGAUAUAUACAAUUAGUAGUUGAAUUUUGAGAUAUAUAUUAUCUCCGAAGCUCUAAGAUUGAAAAACUGAUAAAAAAUUGAUAGGAUUGAAACAUCCUCGCAUUUUAAUGAUGUAACGGUGCUUGAAUUAUAGUGUUAUAAGAUCCUAGGUGAAUUAUAUAAUGCGUUGUUCAGUCAUGAAACAUUUCAACUUUGCAAAAUCGUGUUUGUAAAGUGUAAAUUUUCGUUUUUCUUUGACAAAAGCAGUCAAUAUCUGCGGGGACUGACUUCCGAUGAAAAUUGAAUCGCGAACGUUUACUGCUAUCGUUACUGGCUUUUCUGUCCUCGGCUUACCAAGCGGACAGUUGCGCGCAAAAAUCUUAGUCUAGGUUUUUUUAUCACAAGUACUCACUGUGAGAGUUCAGUCUUUCAUUGAUUAAUCUCUCAAACAUUCGGGCGGCGUGACUCGCAAUUGCCCAAAAUUAAUAAUUUAUAUAUAUCGCGUAACUAUCUCAGACUGCACAUUACCGUUUAUUAUGUGUACAUAAUGACAUACGUUUAUCAUAUGCGGUAUAUUUUUCAGAUUUGAUAUGUACAUAAAAAUCAAGAAUAUGUAUUUAUAUAAUACAUAUAUAUACAUAUAUCUUCUAAUAUCUAUAGCGUGUUUUAGUUUUUUUUCUGAGACAGGGAAAGCAGCGAUUCGUAUUUGAGGGAUUAAGUGUAUGAAAAUUAUUGGUAAUAGAGUUAUCAAUUAUUCCGACGGCCGCCAUAGUGAUUCAAGUUGCAGAUCUAGCUAAACAAAAGCGCUUUGUUUGCGUGUGCUUAGAACUAUAUAUUUAAAUGUAAAUUUUCCUUCUCCGAUAAAGACAGCCAAUGUUUACGCUUUGUGCCAACACUGCCGUGUAAUUAAACACUCGAUUGUUUGAUGUUCGAGCAACGGUAAUUGUAAAGCGAGUACUUAAGAAAUCCUGAUUAUUGUUACAUCGAUGUUGUGCCACUGCCUCGACACGAUUUUCUUCCACGAAAAUAUUUGACUAAAUAUUACAAAUUGUAUUAAUAGAACAUUAAUAAUUUUUUAAUAAUUGAAACGUGGAAAAGGCGUUUGUUUUUACAAAACAAUUCUUGCAAAUGAGUUUUGUAAAAAUAUAAGGCAUAUAAAGAGUCCUGUAAAAUCGGCUGCGACAGCCUUCUUGUUUAAUUUUUAAUUUAAUAACUGAAAGCGGGUGAUGUUUCCCGCGAUUUGUCGUCUAUAAAUAGGUGCGAAAAAAGAAUUGUGCGUAUAUGAGAAAGAAGCGGAAUGAGAGAGAGAGAGAGAGAGAGCUUGAAAAAAGAAAAGAAUGCGAAGAUAAGGUGUUUUAAGUAACUGUGAUUUUUUUUGCAAAUGUUUUAUAUAUAUUAUAUAUAUGUAUGUUAUAUACAUAAAUAUGAAUUAAUUUCUACACAUAAUAUAAACGAUGUUUCGAUGUCGCUGUGUUUAUACGGACUAGGCUAACAUAUCGUUAACGAAAAUAUGAUGACGAUUAUGAUUAUUAUUAUUAUUAUGGGCGAUUAUUAUUAUGAUUAUUAUUCCUUAUUAUUGUUAUGGAGCUCGAGUGUUGCUGAUUGCUUGCUGUAAGUAUACGAGGAUGGACCGUAUCGUCUAUUGGCGCAUUUUUACCGGUUUUUUAAACAAAUAGAAACGGAAAUGUUAGUUCGUUGCGAAGAAGAAAUUUUGUGCAUUUCUUAUUUUCUUACGGAAAGAAAUAUUUUCUUCGUUUAUAGUAAGCUUUUGUUAUUCGUACUUAUGAGGCGCCGUGUCACUUAGCUUCGGCCGUUUUUGUUAUUUAAUUUUUCUUUCUCUUUUUCUUUCGUAACGUUUUGUGUUAAAUAAAUAUUUAUGCGCGGCAGAAGAGGCACUCGUACGCCAUUGCUUCGCCAUAAAUCGCAUUUUCUCCAGAUAUAUAUGGACUAAUGAAAAAUAUAGUUUAUUGUGUAUUAUUAGGAAACACAUAUGAUAUAUUCGCGAUAAUGUAUAGUAAUAAAAAAAAAUUUAUUUAGAUCUUUUAUAUUUCAAAUGUAACAAACGAAUAUUUUAUAGCUAAACUUUCUCGAGAAACUUAUUUAUUACUUAGUGAGGGAUACUUGAGAGAGCCUCAACGACGGAGAAAUCUGGAGAAGUAAUACUUACGGCGAAUUAAUUCCGCUGUACGAAUGCUAUUUUUACGCAAUUUACGCAUAAACGUGCGCUGAUUUAGGAAUCACAAUUAAACAUUAAUUUACGAGAUAUUAAUGUUGCAAUUUGGCGAAAUUUUCAGGUAGGCAAAUGAUUUUAAUAAAUCGGCAUAUCUACCUCAA
This is a messenger RNA of Temnothorax curvispinosus, 5414 nucleotides long. Its product is annotated as mediator of RNA polymerase II transcription subunit 15-like. The coding region runs from base 160 to 2436 and encodes 758 amino acids. The transcript is spliced from 7 exons. Gene Ontology annotation, molecular function: chromatin binding. Gene Ontology annotation, cellular component: nucleus; chromocenter. Lineage: Eukaryota; Metazoa; Arthropoda; Insecta; Hymenoptera; Formicidae. The record is from RefSeq and is a predicted model, not a curated record.